Messenger RNA from Racocetra persica, 334 nucleotides. NCBI's taxonomy places the organism in Eukaryota, Fungi, Glomeromycota, Glomeromycetes, Diversisporales, Gigasporaceae. The record is from the annotation of a GenBank genome assembly.
UGGAUUCCGGGUUCAGAACAGCACAAUAGAAUGUACUCCGGGUGAAAAUGUCACAUUGGGUUUUUACCUUUUCGAAAGUAGUAAACACACCCCUUCAGUCACUGUACGCAUUUGCGAAUCUUCAAGGGUGUUAAAUAGGUCCACACAUUGCGAGUAUGAAUAUGCUUUAGCAAUUAUAGUUGUUGACUUGUCCUCAACUGAAUCAAAUCCUGCAAAAGUUACCUUUCAAUGCCCAGUAGCUCGUGACAAGGUUGAAACUGGUGGCCUUUACUCUGUCUUAGUUGCACCAACAUUUAUUGAAGAUGAUCAUGUGCAUGUAACCAUUGUUAAAUAA